AUGACUAAUCUGACGAAGAAUCGUAGUUCCUACACCUUGCGUGGCGUCUCCCGGUCCAACACGGCUUGCGCGAAUCUUCUUUUGAUCCAGUCGACUCGUGCAAGUCGCCCGAUCCGAGAGAGCGGCGCCUUGCGCGACUUCCCAGACGGAAAGGAGAGGUAUUCCUUGAAGAAGCCGUUAUCCCACCGGGGUUUCUCCGUUAAACUACUUUGGUCAACGCUCCGCAUCAUUUACGCGAGGCCAAAAUCCGAGAUAGAAGAAACUCACGUGAAAGUAGGGAUUAGGGGAGCUCCCUUGUCGACCAAGGAAAACGGGUCGGUUGAUUGUAGCAAGCGAGGCGAUACGGUCCGAGCGCCCGACGAAUCGUGGAUCGCUAAAUGCUUAACACAUACCUUGCCCGAACCUCGGAUCGCCUCACCAACAUCGCCGAAAUGGGAUAGGAGGCUUGGUUGA
Dovyalis caffra is the source of this 453-nucleotide messenger RNA. Lineage: Eukaryota; Viridiplantae; Streptophyta; Magnoliopsida; Malpighiales; Salicaceae. The record is from the annotation of a GenBank genome assembly.